AUGGCGACGCCUCAAACCUCGGAAUGCAAAGGAUCAUCUGAAGAUCUCUCUGAGACGCCUGCUUCGAAAGGAAGAUGGAAGUCAAAGGGACCAAAUUUCUCGGAUCCAGCCGCGAUGGUGACCUUUAUCGUUGCAAGCCAGGAAUUGAGGAAUCGUUCGUUGUUCAUAAAGAGGAAAUCCAGAGCAGCGCAUUCCGUCUCUUGGUCCAAAUGGUUUUAUGGCGAAAAGUUCGAGGUCUUCUAUGAAGCAGACAUCAUCCAUGACAGGAAAAAUCCAAGCAGCAAAGAAGAGACCGACGACGAUGAAACCGCAAAAUUGCUCGCCGCACAAGAUCUUGACCUUGUUCAGCUUUGGGUUGUAGCUGACAAGCUUCUUGUUCCUCGUCUGCAGAAUGUGGUGAUUCGGAGUUUGCAAGAUAUCUGGGGCAGUAUUUCUAUAGGCCCAAGUAGUGACUGGAUUCCUUACGUUUACGAACACACUGGACCUGAUAGUCCUUUAAGGCAUCUUGUUGUCGAUACGUGUGCAUAUGACCUCCACCCCAAAAGGUUUCUGAACCACCCAGAAAGCUUUUCCCAUGAAAUGCUGCUUGAUCUGGCUACUGUUUUCGCUGCAGCAGUCUCUGAAGUAGACAGCGAAAAAGGAAAGAGUAAAGAGGGAGGCGACAACAGCGACAAGAUUCCCAACGAGGAGAGAUCAAGCAAGAGGCCGAAAUACGCUUGUAACAGAGCUUGGAGGUCGUACUUGGUCCCAGAAGAUGAUUGA
This is a messenger RNA of Mollisia scopiformis, 762 nucleotides long. RefSeq lists its product as uncharacterized. The coding region runs from base 1 to 762 and encodes 253 amino acids. Lineage: Eukaryota; Fungi; Ascomycota; Leotiomycetes; Helotiales; Mollisiaceae. The record is from RefSeq and is a predicted model, not a curated record. The transcript is spliced from 3 exons.